UCGGCGCUGCAGGCUCCGGUCCCGGCUGCGAGCGCCAGAGCCUCCCCCAGCGCUGCCCGGGCUGCCCAGGGGCAGCGGCAGCGGCAUGCCCAGGCGGAGCAUCGCGGAGGUGAAGGUGCUGGACGUGCAGAAGCGGCGUAUCCCCAACAAGCACUAUGUGUACAUCAUCAAAGUCACCUGGUCCAAUGGGUCCACAGAAGUCAUAUACCGACGGUACAGCAAGUUCUUUGACCUGCAGAUGCAAAUGCUGGACAAGUUUCCGAUGGAAGGAGGACAGAAGGACCCCAAGCAAAGGAUCAUCCCGUUUCUGCCAGGGAAGAUCCUUUUCCGCCGGAGUCACAUCCGUGAUGUUGCAGUCAAGCGCCUGAUACCUAUUGAUGAAUACUGCAAGGCUCUGAUCCAGCUGCCUCCAUACAUCUCCCAGUGUGAAGAGGUUCUCCAGUUCUUUGAGACACGACCUGAUGACUUGUCGCCCCCCAAAGAGGAGCCCAUUGGAAAGAAGAGGUCUGGUUUCUGGCUCACGUCUCUCACGCUGGGGUCCCCAGGGUGUCCUGGAGCUGCUUGCAGGCCAGCAGGUGCUCGGGAGCGAUGGCCCACACUCUUGGGAGCUGGUGCUGACCCCACCACACGGGUCGGUUCUUGUCCCCCCUGUGCAGGAGCUGACUCUGCAUCGGUCGACCCCUUGGUGCUGGAGCAGUAUGUCGUGGUGGCAGAGUACCAGAAGCAGGAGAGCUCCGAGAUCAGCUUGUGCGUGGGCCAGUUGGUGGAUAUCAUUGAGAAGAAUGAAUCAGGCUGGUGGUUUGUGAGCACAUCAGAGGAGCAAGGCUGGGUGCCAGCAACCUGCCUGGAGGCCCAGGAUGGUGUCCAGGAUGAGUUCUCAAUGCAGCCUGAUGAAGCUGAGAAGUACACAGUUAUUUACCCAUAUACUGCAAGAGACCAAGAUGAAAUGAACCUGGACAAAGGGGCUGUGGUAGAGGUGAUCCAGAAGAACCUGGAGGGCUGGUGGAAAAUCAGGUACCAGGGCCAAGAAGGCUGGGCCCCUGCCUCCUACCUCAAAAAGGCGAAUGGAGAGAUGUUCUCACAGAAGCUGGGCUCAGGCUCCUCCACUCAUUCGUGUGCCUUGGAUCUGGAUGGCAUCUCCCGGCAGCAGCCCAUGGCGAGCCGAGAGAAGGAUGGACUCUCUGGCCAAAGGGACGCGAGAUUCGACAGCCGCCCCCUCCCCAGCGCUGACAUCCGACGCAAGUCACCUAAGAUGAGGCAGAGACCCCCUCCUCGCCGAGAUCUCACCAUACCACGUGGUUUGAACUUGCCCAAACCUCCUGUCCCUCCUCAAGUGGAAGAGGAAUAUUACACCAUCGCUGAUUUCCAAACCACCAUCCCUGAUGGCAUCAGCUUCCAGGCAGGAAUGAAAGUAGAGGUUAUUGAGAAGAACCUGAGCGGCUGGUGGUACAUUCAGAUCGAGGAGAAGGAAGGCUGGGCCCCUGCUACAUUCAUCGAUAAGUACAAGAAAACCAGCAAUGCGUCCAGGCCUAAUUUCCUGGCUCCGCUUCCCAACGAGAUGGCCCAGCUCCGGCCGGGGGAUGCCAUGACCAACAGCAGCGCCAGCGAGGAAGUGACAGGACCGUGCCGUCCUCUGCCGGAGGCUCCUCCUAACAGCACAGACUGCGGAGGGAAGUGGGCCAAGGACUGGAAGGGGAAGGAGGCUCCUGAGAGCGGGGACCUAGCCUUUGCUGGUGGCUACGAGGAGAUCUCAGAUCGUGACACAGAAGAAAAGCCCAGCCUGCCACCCAGGAAGGAGUCCAUCAUCAAAUCAGAAGGCGAGUUACUAGAGAGGCAGAGGCCUCCCCCCAAGCCCCCAGGCAUGAUUUUGCCCAUGAUCCCACCCAAACAGUCGGCAGCCCCAAGGGACAGCAAGAAGCUUGAGGUGAAACCGGAGAAGGGCAAACUCUUCCAGCUGAAAAAUGAAAUGGGACUGGAAUGCGGACAUAAGGUGUCAGCCAAGGAAGUGAAGAAGCCAAACCUCCGGCCCAUUGUCAAGCCAACCAAGCCAAAAGCUGAGCCAGUGGAGGACAAGCCUGAGCCCAUCACCCAGAAUCCAUUCUUGAAGUCAAGACCUCAGAUCAGGCCAAAACCCGCUGCAGCCGCCCGGACUGACCCACCUCCAGCUGAUGAUAAACUGGACAUUUGCAGCCUGCGGAGCAAGCUUAGACCUGCCAAGUGCCCAGAGAAACCUUCCGAGCAGGACAUGCCUGCCAACGAAAGCUCCUUCAGUAAUGCCAUCCUAUCUUCAGAGGCUUCUGGAAGGUUUCAGGAACGACCAAGCAUGGAGAGCAAACCCCUGCCCAAACUGGACAGCCACACCACGAAAGAAGAGGUGCCCAAAUCUCCCCUGGGCCCAGCAAACACCCCAGGUGCCAAGGAGCCCCCGCCGCAGCGCCCCGUUGUGCCACCCCGCAGACCACCCCCCCCAAAGAAAACAGGGGGUCCUGCCUCUGGCCCCACGACAGAGAUCAGGGCCCUGGCACGGGAAGCACCUGAAACCAGGUCAUCCCCAGUGCCGGGGAGGCCCAUGCUGGUUCCUCCAAAAGCCAAGCCCUUCCUCUCUGCCUCCAUCCAAGAUGAAGCCAAAGUGAAAAGCAGCAUCAGCCCAAAGGUCAUAUCCAAGCCAGUGGAGAGAGGGGAAGCCAAGGAGAGGACCUCAGCCCCCAUCUCCAGUCCAGACAUCUCCAGGGAAGCUCUCUAUGUGGCAGUGGCAGAUUUUGAAGGUGACGAGGAGACCAACAGCUUUAAAGAAGGAACUGUGUUUGAAGUUCGUGAGAAGAACAGCAGUGGCUGGUGGUUUUGCAAGGUUCUGACUGGGGGGCCGUGCUGGGAGGGCUGGAUCCCUUCCAAUUACCUACGGAAGAAGCCAUAGCUGAUCCUCUGCUUGCACAGCUGAAGGUUCCCUGGUCUCUCACCUGAGUAUUUAAUUAGCAACUUAAUUUAUAGUUUUCCAUGAGGCUGGCUUUUAAAAAAAGAUAAUAAUUGAGAUCUCACACAUCCCAGCUGGUGCCCACUGGCAGCAGUGUGGAGGAAGCAGCUCAGCUUCCUCUCCCCACCUGUGUGCUCCCCCCCACCACCAUCCUCUUCCCCAUGUUCCCCCCAGGCCUGCACUCCCUGGCCAUGCCAGCAGCCCGGCCAUGCAGCCAGAGUUGCUCUGGCCAAGCUUCGUGGCAUACGAUGGCUACCAUGGUUCUUUGUGCUGGAGAGGUAGCCCUUGAUAGGCAUUUUUGCCACUUGUGCUAGGUAUUAAAAAGAAAUUCCUCUGGCAGUAGCCAGGGGGAGAAGUGAAGUGUGGAAUGGUACCAGCGAAGGAGACCUGGCAACACAAAAGGAUUUGCCUUUCCCUGAGGCCCAGUUUCAUGGUCAAAUGUUGUAGGUGACAUUUCUUAGUCCAGGUUUGUAGCAGAGCCAUAGGGAAUGAAGCAAAAAAGAGGAAUGAUUGCUGAUAACAGGGUCCCUGUUGCUCUGCAGGCACAGGCAUUGGGCUCCAGUUGAAGGCUGUGCCUUUCUCCCACUCUGUGCCUGCCACAGGAGCCUCCCUUGGUCCUUCCCUGCUCUACAAUGACAAGUGUUAACUUCGACAUCCUCCUGGUGGGAAAAAAACAAAAACAAGCAAACAGAAAAAUACCCAGAUGCAGACAUGUAUAGAACAUGGGUCCUCGCUGUGCUGAUCCAGGAUGCUGUGCAGGCUUCUCCCUUGCAGUAUUGCAACCAAACAACAAGAGGCGUUUUGCUUCAGUAGCUGAAGAAUACUAUGCAAGGCACAGAGGACCAAAAUGACACCAGAAGCCCUGGAAAAGGGAUGUUUUGCUUUCCUUCCCAUACAGACUGCCCUGCCUGUUGGACUAAUAGGGGACCACCCGUUCCCGUGACCCACAGAGCUUCCCUGGGCUGGUGGGCAGCAGCCAGGAGGUGGGUCCUUCAGUAGGUGCUGAUAUUAUCAAGUGCAAUCCAGAAUGUGGGAGUUCAGCUCCUCAUCACAACCAGUUGCAAGGUGUGUCUGGUGCUCAGGGGCUCCCUGCCUUGUUUGUCACCCUAUCUGCCUGUCUUCCAGGUACUUUGAUUUUAUCCUGCAUGGUGGGCUGUUUGGGGGGCUUCAGAUCAAGCAGAGCCUGGGGUUUAUCCGUGCUGACGUUCCUGCCUGCCAAGUCUAAUCUUGCCCACAGUGUUGCUUAUCCCAGCAGGAAGAUAAGUGUGGAUGAGCUGGUGUUACCCUGUGUUGCUUGCUUCCCUUCUGUACUUGGCUACUUGCAGAUUCAGGGCCACAGUUUCCUCUCUCUGGAAGAACUUUAAACCUGGUGCUUCUGUGGGUUUCUUGUUUACCAAGCCCCUUUGCCCUUCCUAGUCUAAUUUUAAAUGUGAGUGCUGCAGCUGCAUUGUUUUGCUGCUAAUAUAUAUAUAUAAAAUUUUCACUCUAAUUUGAGGCUGGCAGAAUUGAAGGAGUGUUCUCUGGGCCCCCCCCUCAAGUGCUCACUUCCUUCUCUGUCCCAUAUUUUCUACCCUGGAAAUGUGGCGUUGAAGGUAUCUCUGCAUACAGAAUGAAAAUGGUGAUGCCUCAGGUGAAGUUUGUGCUGGGAGGGUCAUGGGGCAGUUUGUCCCAGUCCUUGUUUGGUCUGAUAGAGAAGUCCUGACCACCCCAGUCUAGCCUCAUAUCCAGAAGCCCCAGGAAUGUUUAGCCAUGGGAAUACAUGCACUCCAGUCUCCAGCUGAUUCCUCUCCCUCCCACCUACAGGUUUCUCUGGUGCCACAUCAGCCUCUGCUCAAGCUGACUCACCUGAGCUGGCAAUAAGCAAUACAUCUGCAACCCAAUCCAAUUUAAAAAUUCCUUGGCAUGGCACGUUGUGAGGUGUUGAUGUGCUCCUGGGAGAGCUGCAGGGUGGGCUAGGGGAACAAUGCUGCCUUGUCUCUGUGCAUCUCUUGCUCCAGUAAAUCCCUUUCACUUUGGAAAGGAAUGGGGACAGGAUGAGUUAAGCCAGAGCUGCUCAGUGGCCAGAUCCAGCCCCCACUGUAUCUGGGGAGAAGGCUGGGCCUGUGUCCCCUGUCUGCUCUGGCAGUUUGCCACAGGGGGUGGAAAGGCUGUGUGCCCUUUCCCCAUGGCACUGUGUCCUUGCUUUCUCUUUGCUGAAUGGCCUUUUAAUCUCAGAAGUAUCUCUCCUUUCUCUGUCCCAGAGACCUCACUGCCCUCAGCUUUCCUUGGAGGGGACAAUGUUAUUUCUGUUGCCUCUGUACUAAAUGAGGGCUGUUUCUGCUUUCCUCCCAGACUGAACCUCAGAACUGGUACUGCUUCAUUUUGCUGACACAAGUACUGUAUUUGGCUUCUUGAGCAUGUGACAGGAUUGCUCCCUUGUUCCCAAAAAGCUUCCAAGAAGGCAGGGUGAGUGCCCAAGGUGAGGGGGGGUGUCACCCUCUGUAGGGUGCUGACACCUGCAGCCUUACCCCUUCCUGCUGCUUUUCUGUCUGGGAUGAGAGCACAGGCUGGACAUGGGCUCCUGUCAAGAAGAGCUGAGAGCCAUUGAGCUAGCAGGGCUUUGCCCUCCCCUGUCCAACAUGUGCUCCCCUCCCUAGGUUUGGCAGCCACAUGUGUCCUCUGCCAGGCUGUCUCCUGUCUGUUCAUUGCCUGUCAAAUGUGGCCAAGCUCCCUGACUACCUCGUGAGGAGGAGGAGGGUGGGUGGGAGCCUCAGCACCCUGAGCUUGGCCACAAGAUGCAUCACCCCAUAAUCCAAGGACCACCCUCCCUCCUUGCCCACCACCAGCACAGCCCUGAGGCCAGGGCUUGUGGCAAGGGGGCACUGCCACAGCUUGGGGUGGGCGAGCCAGGUGUUGGGGAGGUCCUGGGGCUCCACACAUCUAUGGCAGGCUGGAGGCCCCUGCUGCGUCCUGCUCCUUCUCACAGGCUUUCCAAGUCCAUUUGUCUGUCCAUGUCUCCCUAUAUUAUGUAAGUGUGUAUAAAUCUACAUUACCGUGGGCGGGUGGGGGGUCAGCAGAAGGUAGAUGUAGCUCUGUAAAUGCCAUAUCUAGACUUUCAACACUAGGGGACUGUUUUUUGUGUUGUGUUUUUUGUGUUUUGUUUUGUUUUUAAAUUUGGUGGGGGUUUCUUGGUGGGUUUUUUGUUUGUUUGUUUUCUUUUUUUAAGAAAUAAAAAUCAAGUGCUUGACUGGUUUCAAGCACCCUUGUGAA
Apus apus (common swift) is the source of this 6220-nucleotide messenger RNA. It is a transcript of the gene SH3PXD2B, whose product is annotated as SH3 and PX domains 2B. Gene Ontology annotation, biological process: superoxide anion generation. The coding region runs from base 86 to 2914 and encodes 942 amino acids. The record is from RefSeq and is a predicted model, not a curated record. Gene Ontology annotation, cellular component: cytoplasm. Gene Ontology annotation, molecular function: protein binding; phosphatidylinositol binding; superoxide-generating NADPH oxidase activator activity. NCBI's taxonomy places the organism in Eukaryota, Metazoa, Chordata, Aves, Apodiformes, Apodidae. The transcript is spliced from 13 exons.